Messenger RNA from Strongylocentrotus purpuratus (purple sea urchin), 552 nucleotides. RefSeq lists its product as uncharacterized. The record is from RefSeq and is a predicted model, not a curated record. Bases 1 to 552 code for a protein of 183 amino acids. NCBI's taxonomy places the organism in Eukaryota, Metazoa, Echinodermata, Echinoidea, Camarodonta, Strongylocentrotidae. The transcript has 2 exons.
AUGGAUUCGGCGGACCAGGUCCACAUCAUACCACACCAUACACACUUCACCGAGACACACCAAACCAUACCAAACCAAAUCACAUCAAACCAAACCAUACCGAACCAGACCAAACCAAACCACACCAUACCGCACUAUACCACACCCCAUCAUACCACACCACACUGCACCAUACCACACCCCACCAUACCACACCACACUAUACCACAUCAUACCAAACCACACCAUACCACACCACACCAUAACUCACCCCACCAUCCACACAAUACCAUACCACACCACACCAUACCACACCACACCAUACCACACCACAACACACCACUCCACACCAAACCACACCACACCACACCAUACCACACCAUACCAAACCACACAGAACCACACCACACCAAACCAUACCACACCACACCACACCAAGCCACACCAUACCACACCACACCACACUAUACCAAACCACACCAUACCACACCACACCAUACCACACCACACAAACACAUCACACCAAACCACACCACACCAAACCACAUCACACCUCACCACACCAUGUCUUGA